This is a messenger RNA of Cylindrotheca closterium, 1899 nucleotides long. The record is from the annotation of a GenBank genome assembly. Lineage: Eukaryota; Bacillariophyta; Bacillariophyceae; Bacillariales; Bacillariaceae.
AUGACAGAGGGCAUCGGCGUGAUGUCAACAAGCUUCAGUGAAGGUCCUGUAUUCGAGGACAACGAUUCGGUGUUCAGCGACUUGCCCACUCCCAGUGAUAUGAAUAGUAGCCCAGAGAUUCCCAAGCGUAGUUCCAAACACCAACGGAAAACCAGCACGGGAUCGUCAGUCUGGAACAACGUGAUCGUGGCAACACCUCGAACAAUAAUGGAUGAGUGUCGCAAUGAUGUUCUCUUUUCGCCCGAGGUGGAAGAGGAAGAAGAUGUUGAUCAAAAUGAACUGUUCGAAAACGAAUUACGAGCUUCUGUUCUUAGCACUAAAAUUACUGUCAACGCUUCCGAUGCUGAUUUGAAAGAUACAUCUGCACCACCAUUGGCCUUCUUCCACACCGAUAGCCUACACAAGCAUCGUUCUGUCGACAGUGAGAAGCGCGACAGCUAUAUCCCAUCGGCACUCUUUACAGAUUCAAAGAAACCGGAUGUGAAGACGACUGCUGCAAAGUCUCAUCAGAGAAAGAAAUCAGUGGACGAUUCCAUUCUCGAUAAGGUCAUUACUGUGGCCAAAGAGAGCGAAGACGCUGACGAGGAAGAAGAUGAUUCUCUCUUUGAUACUGUCUCACAAUUGACGAAGGAUCAACAAUUUGAGAUUGAGAGCACAAUCAGAGUGCUGAUUGAAAACUCAGGAGUUGUUUUUGAUUCGGCAGUCAAGAACAUCAUGGAGAACACCAACUUCGCAGCGGAAAAGAUUGAGGAAACUGAUUGUAAUUUUCUCACGCCGCUUGGCGAUAUUACCGCUUGCGGCGACAUGACUCAAAAAUUCUGGAACAAAGAUGAAGAGGAGCCCGCUGCACCAAACGACAAGACAUUCAUCGAUUUUGGUAGUCUUGAUGGAACCGACGACGAAAAGAACACAGUACCAGGAAAGCCUCACGCCCAUGACUCUCCGGACGAGACUCAAGAAAUUCUUAAAUCACUCGAUGGUAAUCAGGUGGAAGACUCCGAUGAAAAGCUCGAUGAUGAGACCAGUGAAGGCUCCGGGGGCGACGACGCCGACGACGAUGCCUCACAACAUGUUAUUGCAUGCAAAAUAUCCAAAGAUGAAAUAAAAUCUUUGGGCAUGAGGUUGGUCAAAUCUGACAAUGGAAUCCUCAUCUCGAGAAUAGAUCCCGAGAGUGACCUUGCAGCAUCCGGUUUGAAGCCUGGUAUGACGCUACUUACGGUCAACGGGAACCUCUGUCCAAAUACUGUACCAGACACUGUCUUGAUGAUCAAAAGUACUUCUGGGGACGUAGAAGUAACAGCUGUCUUCAGGGGAGCCAAGUUGACCAUUUCACCCGCAGCUCCACAUCGCGGAGUUGCUGUGCCCUUCAUUCGACCUAUUGAAGAAGUUAUCGAUGUUGACGAAGAAAAUGUUACAUCCCCGGAGCAUUCUAGUGGAUUUGCAAGUUUCUUUCGACGCUUAUUUUGUGGAUUGGGUUCCACUGAUAGCAUGAACAAAGAAGCUGUUCUUGAAACAGAAAAACGUGAAAUUGAAGAAAAAUCAAUUUCGGGAACUACAGAAACCGUCUCCGCAUCCUCGCCAGAACCAGAGAAGCCGGUGCGCACCCUCACAUUCCGAGUACAGCGGCUUUCGUGGGAAGAUCCAAUUGGUGUCAAGCUCAAACGUGGCAAGGGAGGGAUUGUUGUUGCCGAAAUUACGAAGAAUAGUCCAUUCCGUUUUACCGGGCUGAGGCCUGGAAUGAGAAUACAUGAAAUCAAUGGAAUUGGAUGCCCUGGAUCGUUGAUCGUGGCCGAGAAUUUGCUGAAGGGCAUUGAAAAUGAUGUCGAGCUUGUAGUCACAAGCGAAGAGAAGAAGCCCGAUUUCAGGCCCGUACCCGUAUUGUUUUACAGUGACAUAUGA